UCAACUUCACCGCGUUCAAGCUACGUUAGCACAACAUGUUUUGUUUUUAAAGCUUCACAUACACAACUUUACAUGACAGUGGAGUAACGUACGUAUCCUUUACGUGUGUUUUUGUUUCAUCGGGAACUGGUGAGCUGCGACUCAACCGAGCUCCUCGCAUGUAGCCGGGGUUAGCUGAACGAGCUAGCUCACAACCUGCUGCUACUUCCACCACAACAACCGUUAAAAACGUUUCUUUUUGAAAAGCGGCAUCAUGGCGAAUCUGGAGCAGUGGGUCAAUGACCGUCUCCAUGACAUCCUGGGGUUGAGUGACAGAUACGUGUCUCAGUUCAUGAUUGGCACCGCACGGAAAGCAAUGAAUGCGGAAGACUUUGUGACUCGCCUCGAGCAGACGGGCACGAUUGAUAUCGAGCCGAAUGUGAUUGCCUUUGCGCGAGAGCUCUUCGACAAGAUUCCUCGCAAGCAAGCUGUGGAGAAACCCGCCCGGGAGUUAGAGCGCCAAACCACCGAAAUGUAUAAGAAAAAUCAAACAUAUACUUUACUGCAAGACAGUGAAAGUGAAGAAGAAACUGUGGUGGAGAAACAAAAAGGGAAAAAGAAAAGUAAGGACAGAGGAAACAAGAGGAAGCACAUCCGAAAGAAGAAAGAGAGUGAGUCGUCGAGUGACGAUGAAGCACCUAAAGGGGGUAAUGCAGGCCAGUCGGUCCAGAAAGAAGUAGAAGAGGAAGAGGAAGAAUGGGAGAAGGAAGAACGAGAGCGAGUGCAAGACAUUGAAGAGAGAGAUGCAUUUGCCCAGCGAGUGAGGCUGAAAGACCAAGACAAGACCCGCAAUAUAGCGGAGAGAACUGACAAAAAGGCUUACGAGGAAGCUCAGAAGAGGCUGAAGAUGGCUGAAGAAGAUCAAAAUCAAAUGUUGCCAGAGUUGAGGAAGCAGUCUCGCUGGGAUUAUCUAAAGAAGAGAGAGUCAGAGAAGCUGGAGGACCUGGAGGCCGAGAUCAUUGACGACGAGUACCUUUUCUCCACCGACGAGCUGACUCAGAGGGAGAAAAAAGAGUUGGAAUACAAACGAACCCUCCGAGACCUGGCUAAAGAUUACAAAAGGGCCGGUGCCAAGGAACACGAGGAGAGGAAGAACAGAUACUACAUGCCGGAAGAAAAGAGAAGCAAGGAGGUGCCUCAGAGGGACCUGGUGCUGGAGGAAUCUCCCAUGGAGCUGGGAGGGGAGCAAGGCCGCUGGGAGGAGGAGAGGCUGAAGACGGCCUCUCUCAGCUUCGGGGCAAAGAAGGAGCGAGAGCUGGGGAUGAGGCAUGAGCAGGACAAGUACCAGCUGAUCCUGGAGGAGGAUGAGAUGAUCGACUUCGUCAGCACUGCCAUUACCAUGAAGGGAACUCAGGCAGAUAAGGAUCAGGAGGAAGCGGCUCUGUCCCAGGCUGAGCAGAAGAAACAGUCCAUGCAGGAGGUCCGACGCAGCCUUCCCAUCUUCGCCUACAGAGAGGACCUGCUAUCCGCCAUUCAAAAGCACCAGAUCCUGGUCAUUGAAGGGGAGACGGGCUCCGGAAAAACCACGCAGAUCCCACAGUAUCUCUUGGAAAAUGGCUACAGUGAAGGAGGCAUGAAGAUCGGAUGCACGCAGCCUCGCAGAGUGGCAGCCAUGUCAGUUGCAGCCCGAGUGGCACAGGAAAUGGGAGUCAAACUUGGGAAUGAGGUGGGUUACAGUAUUCGUUUUGAAGACUGCACAUCAGAGAGAACGGUGCUCAAGUACAUGACCGACGGCAUGCUGCUCCGAGAGUUUCUCACCGAGCCCGACCUGGCCAGCUACAGUGUGGUCAUCAUAGAUGAGGCCCACGAGCGAACUCUCCACACAGACAUCCUGUUCGGUCUGAUUAAAGACAUCGCCAGGUUCAGACCCGACCUGAAGGUGCUGGUGGCCAGUGCCACUCUGGACACCGAGCGCUUCUCCUGCUUCUUCGACGACGCACCUGUCUUCAGGAUCCCAGGCAGGAGGUUCCCCGUCGAUAUCUUCUACACUAAAGCUCCAGAGGCCGACUACCUGGAAGCAUGUGUGGUGUCAGUGCUACAGAUCCACGUCACCCAGUCUCCUGGAGACGUUCUGGUCUUCCUCACCGGACAAGAGGAGAUCGAAGCGUGUUGCGAGCUGCUCACGGAGAGAUGCAGGCGACUGGGAUCGAAGAUAGCUGAGCUGCUGGUACUUCCCAUCUACGCCAACCUGCCGUCUGACAUGCAGGCAAAGAUCUUCAACCCCACUCCACCUGGCGCCCGGAAGGUGGUGGUGGCUACCAACAUAGCAGAAACCUCCUUAACCAUAGAUGGAAUCAUCUAUGUCAUUGAUCCUGGUUUUUGCAAGCAGAAGAGUUACAAUGCCCGCACUGGCAUGGAGUCGCUCAUUGUCACGCCCUGCUCACGGGCUUCAGCCAACCAGAGAGCAGGCCGUGCAGGCAGAGUGGCUGCUGGGAAAUGUUUCAGGCUUUACACAGCGUGGGCCUUCAAACAUGAAAUGGAGGAGUCCACUGUACCUGAGAUUCAGAGAACCAACCUGGGAAACGUAGUCCUUCUGCUGAAGAGUCUGGGCAUCAAUGACCUCAUUCACUUUGACUUCAUGGACCCACCUCCUCAUGAAACUCUGGUUUUGGCCCUGGAGCAGCUCUACGCUCUGGGAGCACUCAACCACCUGGGAGAGCUCACCAAGCUGGGUCGCAGGAUGGCUGAGUUACCCGUGGACCCCAUGUUGAGCAAGAUGAUCCUGGCGUCUGAGCAGUACAAGUGUUCAGAGGAAGUGUUGACCAUAGCCGCCAUGCUGUCGGUGAACAACUCUAUUUUCUACCGGCCCAAAGACAAGAUGGUGCACGCCGACAACGCCAGGAUGAACUUUGUGGUGCCAGGGGGAGACCACCUGGUUCUGCUCAACGUCUACACACAGUGGAUGGAGAGCGGCUUCUCCACACAGUGGUGCUACGAGAACUUUAUCCAGUUCCGCUCCAUGAGACGAGCCCGGGAUGUCAGGGAGCAGCUGGAGGGUCUGAUGGAUCGCAUCGAGGUGGAGGUGGUCUCCUCCCCGGAAGACAGUGUGCCCAUUCGCAAGGCGGUGACUGCAGGAUAUUUCUAUCACACGUCGAGACUGAGCAAAGGCGGCUACAAGACGGUGAAGCACCAGCAGACGGUCUACACCCACCCCAACAGCUCGCUGUUCGAGGAGCUGCCCCGCUGGCUCAUCUACCACGAGCUGGUCUUCACCACCAAGGAGUUCAUGAGACAGGUGAUCGAGAUAGACAGCGCAUGGCUGCUUGAAGUCGCUCCCCACUACUACAAGAGCAAAGAGCUGGAGGACAGCAGCAGCAAGAAGAUGCCCCGGAAGCAGGGGAAAGCAAAAGAGGAGCUUGGCUGAAGGAUACAAACUCUCAGGGGACAGACUGGACAAAUAGAAACAUUCCCUCCCCCCUAUUUUUCAAGAUUAAUAAAGUUUUAUGACCUGUUUUUUGUCAUCGCACUUGUGUUCACCAUCCAUCAAGGAGCCACUUGGGUUAUUCUGGUUUUAGUCCCUCCUGUCAAGUCCCUGCUUAACAAGUUGUAUUAAGACGCCAUGUUUAUACAGCUUCCUGUGGAGUUAUUGUCCUGCUCGUUUAAGUUGUAAAUACGGACUGUCAGUUAAAAUGUUUUACAGAAUCACCUUCUUGAAGUUUUUUACUUUAUAAUAAAACCAGUGUUCAUCUGACAAGAA
Limanda limanda (common dab) is the source of this 3736-nucleotide messenger RNA. RefSeq names its product DEAH (Asp-Glu-Ala-His) box polypeptide 16 (gene dhx16). Gene Ontology annotation, cellular component: intracellular anatomical structure; catalytic step 2 spliceosome. NCBI's taxonomy places the organism in Eukaryota, Metazoa, Chordata, Actinopteri, Pleuronectiformes, Pleuronectidae. Gene Ontology annotation, molecular function: RNA binding; ATP binding. The transcript has 21 exons. Bases 254 to 3403 code for a protein of 1049 amino acids. The record is from RefSeq and is a predicted model, not a curated record.